AUGGCUGAAGCUAAAUUAAAAUCAAAAUUGAAGGUUUUAACUUCGAAAAAGCAAACCCUUUUCAAACGAGUACAGCUAUUAUUUGAUAAAAGUCAAAACAUUGCGGAUGAGACAAUUGUGAAUGAUUUUCUUAUCAGAUAUUCGACUUUGAACGAGACCUGUAAUGAGUUUAAGCUCCUAGUUGAUGAUAUAAAUUUAAUAAAUUUAGAGCUAGAUCCUGAAUUUGAGCCAAAUUGUCAAGAAUUAAAUGUUAUUGAUGAAUUGUUUUGUCACAUUAAAUCCGUGGCUGAUUCUCUUAAGUUGAAAAAAUCCGAGCAAGUAAAUGAAUCGGUGAAAUCGAUUGGGGAUACAGUUUCUCCUAGGCUACCUAAAAUUACGAUUCCACCGUUUGAUGGCAACCCGUUAAGAUGGCCUAUAUUUUAUGCUACUUUCAAAUCAUUGGUGCAUGAAAACAUAAAAUUGGAUAGUAUUUCCAAAUUACAUUAUUUAUUAGGAAGUUUAACUCACAAUGCACUCGCUUUAUGUAGUGGGGUACCUCCUACACCUGAAAAUUAUUCAAUUAUGUGGGAUUCAUUAAUUGAUAAAUAUCAAGAUGCACGGCAGAUAGCCUUUAUGUAUUUGGAUCAAAUUUUGAAAUUCAAACCUUUUUUAGUGGAAAGUGGUCAAAAUUUAAACUUAUUUGUUGAAAAAUUUGAUAGUGCCGUUAACGCUUUAAAGGAAGUAAAGGUGGGAGAAUUAUCCGAUUUUAUUUUAAUGACAAUUGCCUUACAAAAAUUGGAUGUGCAUACACAGAAGUUAUUUGAACAGUCAUUGGCUAAAGGGGUCAUUCCCACUUACAAUGAACUUUCCGUUUUUAUCAAAACCCAAGCGAAAAUACUGAGUCGAACUAGUGGUUCAGCUAAUUCCAGUAAGCAAGCAAAUUCUAAGGCGGUGAUGCAUUCAUUUGCUAUUAGUGCCGAUUCAAAUUCAUCCGAUGUUAUGAGUAAUAAUACGUAUGAGAAAUUAAUUUGUCCAAAAUGUAAGGGAAAUCAUAAACUAUUCAAGUGUCAUAAAUUUAUGUCUUUAACGCCUACGGAACGAGUCCAUGUGGUUAAAGCGCAUAAUUUAUGUUUCAACUGUUUGCAUUCCAAUCACGGGUCAGAUGCCAAUGGUAAAGAUAAUUCAGAAGUUUUAAAGGGUAAUCCCUCCACAUCGAGUGUGUCAGUUGAAUCCAAGCCAUCUCCUCCGGUGAGUUUGUGUUCGACAUCAGAAUUAGUGCAAUCGAAAUAUACUGUAUUAUUGGCUACAGCUCAAGUACAUGUUGUAUCUCAUUUUGGAGAAAAUUUUUUAUUUAGAUUUUUGAUUGACAGUGCAAGUCAAUGCAAUUUCAUAACUCAGAGGUGUUGUCAAAGACUCAAGUUACCAGUGAAUCGAGCGUGUCUGACCGUGUCAGGAAUUGGUGUUUCCGAAAAACACGUCAACGGACAAGCUCAAUUAAAAUUUUAUAGUAAAUAUGAUAUUCACAAUAAAUACACGAUGGAUGUUUUAAUAGUUGAUAAAAUUACGGAUCAGUUGCCAACCUGUGUGAUUGAUAGUGAAGUGUGUGAUACAUUUAAAAAUUUGCGUUUGGCAGAUGAUGAAUUUUAUCGACCGAGUGAGAUUGAUGGAAUGAUAGGCGCCGAGUUAGUGCCCUACAUUCUGAAAGGACUUCGAAUCACAGGUCCGGACUCGCCAGUCGCCCUUGAUUCGACGUUAGGUUUUAUUAUUAUGGGUAAAGCGAAAGCUGAAGUCACUAAUAACAUUAUUCAAUCUUAUUGUUGUGUUAACUCUCCCCUUAAUAUGGAUCAACUCAUCCAACAAUUUUGGGAUAUAGAGGAAGUGCCAAACGGUACCGUGUUAAACGCAGACGAUUUAGAGUGCGAAAAAUUAUUUGCGGCGUCUGUUAAGCGAGACGUAAGUGGUCGAUAUGAGGUAGCUUUACCAUUUAAAAAGAUUUUUUCUGAUUUAGGAGACUCUUAUACUUCUGCUUUAAGACGAUUCCAAAACUUAGAAAAACGAUUCGCCUCUAUGCCUUUGUUUAAAAAACAAUAUAUGGAAGUUAUACGUGACUAUUUCGACCAAGGUCAUCUGAAGACCAUAAGUGGUCUACAUCCUAAAUCAUGUGGCUACUUUAUUCCUCAUCACGGGGUUUUUAAGGCUAGCUCCAGUUCUACACCAUUACGAGUGGUUUUCGAUGCGUCUGCGAAAACCGAUAAUGGAAUAUCUUUAAACGAUACUUUAUAUACCGGUCCGAAAUUACAAACUGAUAUUUUUGACAUUCUACUUAAUUUUCGUUUAUUUCAAUUUGCUAUGACAUCAGAUGUGAAACAGAUGUAUAGACAAAUUAAAUUGUGUCCUCCUCAUCAAAAAUAUCAAUGUAUUUUGUGGAGGUUUUCUGCUGAAGAACCUAUUCAAAUUUGCCAAUUAACCACGGUUGUCUUUGGGGUUAAGAGUUCUCCCUACUUAGCUUUACGCACUUUACGCCAAUUAGCUGACGAUGAAGCGAAAAAAUUUCCUUUAGCGUCCGAGAUAAUAUUACGUGAUAUCUAUAUCGAUGACAUAAUUUGUUCUGUGGCCGAAAAGUCGAUCGCGCAUAACAUUCAUCGUGAAUUAGUCGGUUUAUUCCGAGCAGGAGGCAUGGAACUAGUAAAAUGGGCGACUAAUUUACGUGAGUUAUCUGAUGAAAUUCCUGAUCAUGCUCGUUCAAAUCAAAUUCUGGAAUUCCCUACGGAGUUUUUGAGGGUGCUUGGCUUGCAGUGGCAAGCAAAUAGCGACGUUCUAAGCUUUUCUAUUAGUGUUGAAAAUUUAGAAUGUACAAAAAGACAUAUUUUGAAAACUGUAAUGCGUAUCUGGGACCCUUUAGGUUUGCUUGUUCCGGUAUCUUUACAUAUGAAAUUACUAAUUCAAGAAUUGUGGCUACUCAAACUUGAGUGGGAUGAACCUAUUCCAAAUUAUUUACAAAAUAUUUGGAAAGUCUUUCAAAAUGAGUUAAACGACUUAAGUCAAAUAAAAAUUCCACGUCAUAUUGGAUUUAAAACGGGUUCUUCGCUAGAAUUGUUGGCAUUUUGCGAUGCAUCGUCCAAAGCAUAUGCCGCAGUUAUAUAUUCCAGGAUUAUAGAUCCGGACCGUCACAUACAACUUCAUAUAUUAUGUGCUAAAUCCAAAGUGGCUCCAGUUAAAACAAUUUUAACUAUCCCUCGUUUAGAGUUAUGUGCGACAUUAUUAUUAGCAAAACUUUUGAAGUGUGUUAUUGCCCAAUAUUCGAAUCGAGUGAAUAUUACUAAUGUGUUUGCGUUUUCCGAUUCAAUGGUAGUGCUUAAUUGGAUCAAUGGUUCCCCCCAUAAGUGGAAGACUUUUGUAGCUAACCGUGUAUCAAAAAUUCAAUCUUUAAUUGAUGUGUCGUCGUGGUAUCAUAUUUCUAGUAGCGAUAAUCCAGCGGAUUGUGCGUCUCGAGGAUUAUCACCGAAAGAAUUUCUUGAACAUCCGUUGUGGUUGAGUGGACCAUCAUGGUGUUCACGUGAUAGGUCAGAGUGGCCUCUAAAACCCUUUACAAAAAAUAUUGAGCAAGAAGUUGUCUGUGAGGCUAAGACAAUUUCGUUACCCGUUUUCGAAGAGGAAGAGCAUCCUCUUUAUUCAUUAAUUAAUCGUUGCGGUUCUUGGUUAAAAUUAAUACGAUCAACCGUAUUUGUGUUGCGAUUCGCUAGAAUAUUGCCAAAACGACAAAAUAUUAUAGCUACAGAUUUAACCAAAGCCGAGAAUUACUUAAUUUCUAGUGUUCAACGUGUUCAUUUUCGAGAAGAGUUUCGUUUAUUGAAGAAUGACAAACUGUGUUCUCCGAAAAUACGCUUUCUGAAUCCUUUCAUACAGGAUAACAUUAUUCGGGUAGGAGGUCGUUUAGUCAAUGCGGUGAUUGCUUACGACCAACAACAAUCCAUGCUACUCCCCAAAAGAGAUCAUUUUGUUGAUUUAUUAAUCGAUUAUAAUCAUCGAUUCAAUUUACAUGCCGGACCUCAUUUAUUAUUGUCCAUAUUGCGUCAAAAAUAUUGGAUUUUAGCCGCGAGAGGAACGGUCCGUUUUCGUGUACAAAAGUGUAAUACUUGUUUUAAAACUAAACCGCGUUCACACGCACCAAUUAUGGCUGAUUUACCCAGUGUCAGAGUAUCUCAAGCUAAGGCAUUUACUUAUACCGGUGUCGAUUAUGGUGGUCCAUUUUAUAUAACGUUAAGUAGGCAUCGUGGAGUACGAUCCCAAAAGGCUUACAUCUGUCUUUUUACAUGUUUGACAACCCGAGCGGUUCAUUUAGAAUUGGCAUCAGAUUUAAGUACGGAUGUUUUUUUAGCUGCGUUCAAGCGUUUUCUAUCUAGACGUGGGCCGUGUUCUACAAUUUAUUCUGAUUCAGGUACAAAUUUUAUUGGUGCUAAACGAUAUUUAAAUGAGUUGUAUGAAUUUGUUCAAUCUAAUCUCUACCAAUCAGCUAUAAAUUCAGAGUUGUCUUGUCGACGUAUCAUUUGGCGAUUGAAUCCACCCACUGGGAGCCAUUUCGGAGGAGCUUGGGAGAGUAUGAUAAAAUCAGUUAAGACUCACUUAACUAGAGUUAUUGGGGAGCAAAUUUUAUCAUAUGAGGAAUUUUCAACCGUGCUUAUACAAAUUGAAGCCUUGUUAAAUUCACGCCCAUUAGUCUGGCAAUCUUCAGAUGCGGCCGAGGGUUUGCCGUUAACCCCGGCUCAUUUUUUAACGUUAACCCCUUUACAAAGUUUACCCGCAUAUAAUGUACUUGAUAAGCCACUAAAUAAGUUACAAAGAAAGGAAUUGCUUGAUAGUUUGGUCCAAUCGUAUUGGAAACGAUGGCACCAAGAAUAUUUAGGCGAGUUACAAACGCGACAAAAAUGGAAUACUCCAACCUGUCCUGUCACUCCGGGUACUUUAGUUUUAAUUAAAAACGAUAAUUUACCGCCACUUCAAUGGCUUACCGGUGUAAUAGAAGAGUUGAACCGUUUAGAAUUAAGUUAA
Molecule: messenger RNA, 5028 nt
Organism: Chrysoperla carnea
Lineage: Eukaryota; Metazoa; Arthropoda; Insecta; Neuroptera; Chrysopidae
Exons: 3
Coding region: 1-5028 (1675 amino acids)
Molecular function (GO): nucleic acid binding
Source: RefSeq, a predicted model, not a curated record